AAUAAAAUAAAUCGUCGUUACUCGUAAGAUUAAUCUCUUGUUCAUGUUUGGAAUAUUAUCGGUUGUUGUAAAAGCAGCAUACAGUACAACACGGUUUUAAAUCACAGUCUUGAAUUUUAGACCAAACUCUUCAGAUUACAUAUUAACAAAAUUAACCGUAAUCAAUCUCGAUAUUUAAUUUUAGAUUGAACAACUAAGAUGAGUAACGCAGUCACUCCGUCAAAGUGCACCCAUAAAACUUUUCUUUAUAAGAGGUCACCAAAACCUUAAACAAACUUAAGUUGAGUUAAUUUCCAAAGUAACCAUGGGGUAUGAGCUUCAAGUUAUCAUAUCAUCUAUCCUUGGUUUCCUUUUGUUCAUACUAAUAAAAAUUACAUGGAAAUCAACAACCAAGAAAACAAACUCCAAAUUACCACCAGGACCAAGAAAGCUUCCUCUCAUAGGGAACAUCCACCAGCUUGGAGCCUUACCUCAUCAAUCCCUAGCAAAAUUAGCACAACAAUAUGGACCUCUCAUGCAUAUGCAGCUUGGUGAACUUUCUUGCAUAGUUUUUUCAUCUCAAGAAAUGGCUAUAGAGGUAAUGAAAACACAUGAUCUCAACUUUGCAAAUAGGCCACCACUUCUUGCAGCUGAAAUAAUAUCUUAUGGAUUUAAAGGUAUGACUUUUUCACCACAUGGAUCAUAUUGGAGGCAGAUGAGAAAGAUUUGUACUAUGGAGCUAUUAUCACAAAAGCGCGUUGAAUCUUUUCGAUUACAAAGGGAAGAAGAAUUGGCAAAUUUUGUUAAAGAUAUAAUUUUGUGUGAAGGGUCAUCUAUAAAUCUUAGUGAGAAGCUUGAUUCAUUGGCUUAUGGAUUAACAUCAAGAGAAGCUUUUGGUGCAAAAGUUGAAGAUAAAGAAAAGUUUAGGAAACUUAUGAAGGAUCUUUCAAAGAUAGCUGCAGGGUUUUCUUUGGCUGAUUUGUAUCCUUCAAUUGGAAUUCUUCCAGUUCUUACAGGAUUAAGGCGAAAAAUCGAGAAGAUUCAUAGAGAAACAGAUAAGAUACUAGAGAACAUUAUAAGAAGUCAUAGAGAAAAGAAUUUAGAAACAAAGGCUGAGGAAGAAACAGGGGAGGAUCUUGUUGAUGUUCUUUUGAAGCUGCAAAAGGAUGGUGAUUUGGAACAUCCCUUAUCAGACAACGUUGUGAAAGCAACAAUUUUGGAUAUUUUCGGUGCUGGAAGCGACACUACAUUCACAAUUCUAGAAUGGACAAUGUCAGAAUUAAUUAAAAAUCAACUUGUAAUGAAGAAAGCUCAAGCUGAAGUAAGAAGUGUGUAUAACGAAAAAGGCAAUGUGGAUGAAAUAAGUCUUCACAAGCUGAAAUACUUGAGAUCAGUUAUUAAAGAAACACUACGUUUACAUCCACCAGGUCCAUUGUUACUUCCAAGAAUAUCUAGUGAAAAAUGUGAAAUUAAUGGUUAUGAAAUACCAGCCAAAAGCAAGGUAAUUGUUAAUGCAUGGUCAAUAUGCAGAGAUUCAAGAUAUUGGAUUAAUGCUGAGAAAUUUUAUCCAGAAAGGUUCAUUGAUUGUUCAGUUGAUUACAAAGGUGCUGAUUUUCAGUUUAUACCAUUUGGUGCUGGGAGAAGGACAUGUCCUGGCAUAUCAUUUGGUAUUGCUAACUUAGAAAUUUCACUUGCAAAUUUGCUUUUCCAUUUUAAUUGGAAUAUGCCUAAUGGAUACAAGGCUAAUGACCUUGACAUGACAGAAUCUUUUGGGUUGACUGUUAGAAGAAAACAUGAUUUGUGGUUGGUUCCCACCACUUAUCAAUCUAGUUAAGAAUAAUAUGUUAAAGUUCCUUGUUAUAAGUACUUAACAACAUAAACACUUGUGUUGAUUCCCUCUAUAUUACACUACACAUGAUUGUUACUGAUUAUUUAUAUGAGGAGGGUUAUAUUGACUCCAAGAGUAACUUUAAAGAGUUACUCCACAUCCCCACCCUUGAUUUUGUUUAGAUCUAAUGGAGUAAAUUUAAUUCUCAAUAAUAAUCAUAGACCUCAUCUUCCCUAAUUAUUCUUCACAACAUUAUGAUUCCCUCUUUGUCAAAAUUAAUACUUUUUUUUUAUUCUAUCAAUUAAAGAACAACAUAUAGGUCCCUAGAUCAAAAUCGUCAGGAAGAAGAAGAGAAAGGUUCUUGACAUAUUCUUCUUUAGGGUUAGGUUUAACAUAUAUAAGAUUACAAUUAAUCUUAAGGAAUGACACUUGACAUUCUUGAUAAUGUUUACAUGUCCCUAUAUAAAAUCAUCAACAAAUUCAAUCUGUUAAAAA
Messenger RNA from Trifolium pratense (red clover), 2302 nucleotides. RefSeq names its product cytochrome P450 71D10-like. The transcript has 2 exons. Bases 305 to 1813 code for a protein of 502 amino acids. The record is from RefSeq and is a predicted model, not a curated record. Gene Ontology annotation, molecular function: heme binding; iron ion binding; monooxygenase activity. NCBI's taxonomy places the organism in Eukaryota, Viridiplantae, Streptophyta, Magnoliopsida, Fabales, Fabaceae.